Molecule: messenger RNA, 1687 nt
Organism: Phragmites australis (common reed)
Lineage: Eukaryota; Viridiplantae; Streptophyta; Magnoliopsida; Poales; Poaceae
Exons: 11
Coding region: 66-1583 (505 amino acids)
Biological process (GO): DNA repair; DNA recombination; DNA replication
Cellular component (GO): nucleus
Molecular function (GO): DNA binding
Source: RefSeq, a predicted model, not a curated record
GAGGAUCUGAUGAUGGUGAUAUACGACAUAUUGACCUUGUGCUCUUGGAUGCUGAGGGGACUGCUAUGUACGCUGAAAUUGCCUCGGACAAUAUCAAAGACAAGAAAGCUAUGCUCACUGAAGGGAAAGUAUACACCCUAAAGAGAUUCAGGGUGCUCAAAUCAAAACCCUCUUACAGACCUGUUGACUCAGAAUUUAUGAUCGAAAUUACCUGUCAUACCUUGAUUGAAGAGAAGAGUGGCCACCAAUCUACCAUUCCGCUAUACACCUAUAGUCUAACGCGAUUCUCUGAUUUGCCUACGCUUGUUGGGGAGACCAAGCACUUUAUUGAUGUUAUUGGUUUAAUCACUGAGGUUGCUGAUACAACCACACUCCAGCUAGCUAAUCAAAGCAAACCCACAACCCGAAGGGCUAUCACAUUGAGAGACAACAGCAACUAUGAAAUCAAACUGUAUCUUUGGGGACAAAGAGCUUCUGAAUUUAAUGCUGAUGAAAUAUACACAAUUGGCCAAAAAGAACCAGUUGUGGCUAUCUUUGUUGGGCUUCUUAUGAAAUCUUACAGAGGCGAACAUUCGCUAAGUGGUAAUACAGCUUGCUGGUGGUACAUAAAUCCUAAUCUCCCUGAAGCUCACACUGUCCUAGCAAACCUCCACGGUAGUUUCCAGCCUGUGCAACACACCGCAAUGGAUCAGCAGCCUCCUAUUCCCCAGCUGCCACCUGCUGAACCAGAACAGAAAACUUUAGAGGAGAUGUUUAGUAUCAGUCCAUACGACUUCCCACCUCAAGGCUUCCGGUGCACCAUUACUAUUUCCCGGAUCGAUCCAUCUAUAUCCUGGUUUUUUCCAUCAUGCAAUCGGUGCAGCAAAACUGCGCUCCCCGACGGAAGUGGAUACAAAUGUCCACAUUGCAAAUGCACAGGGUCUAAAUUCAAAUAUAAGAUAUGCUUAAUAGGAACUGAUGGCACAGAUGAAGCAGAAUUUGUCCUCUUUGGUGACAUGGGCCGUCGCCUUGUUCAUAAAGACGUGAAGGUAUUACUAAGAUCCUGCCGCUCCAUUGACACAAUUCCAAGUGAAAUAGCCUCGCUGGUUUCGCAAAAAUACCAGUUCACAAUGAACGUCACCAGCAAAUGUUUCGAGAAACCCCAGCGAUCAUACGAAGUGAAACACGUUAAUUGUGCAUACGGUCGGCAAACUACCGUUCCAACAAUCAGGAGGUCCACCAGUUUAUCCCUUCAUGACAAACAGAAAUCAGUUUUAGCAAUUGGAUCCUCAUCUGAUUUUUCAGAAUCACACAAAAAUCCGCAGGAUGAGAUUUCUGAAUUAUCUGAGCAUACUCCGCCACCAGCAACAUCCCCAAAUGUUGCCACCCUGAAAAACAAGCAACCUCCUCCUGAUCACCCUGUUGAUACCAAAGAAAGAAGAGAUGUACGCAGGCGUUUAUCCUUGCAUACAGAUACAAGUGGUCAGGGUACAUCCAAACACAUUCUCCCUGAUGCUGAUAGUUUGGAAACCCAUUUACACCCUACCACUAGGUCAGUGCUCUCCAAAACUCUCAAUAACUACUACCCUCACAAUUUAUAUUAAAAACUAUUUAAACCUGUUAUUUUUACAUCUUGACCAUUCAAUCCUUACUUUCUUUAUGUUAAGAUCUACACUUCGUUCCCAUGGUGCUGCUCAUUCUGAUAUUC